Lycium ferocissimum is the source of this 1932-nucleotide messenger RNA. RefSeq names its product magnesium/proton exchanger. NCBI's taxonomy places the organism in Eukaryota, Viridiplantae, Streptophyta, Magnoliopsida, Solanales, Solanaceae. Gene Ontology annotation, biological process: metal ion transport; transmembrane transport. The transcript is spliced from 8 exons. Gene Ontology annotation, cellular component: membrane. Bases 263 to 1804 code for a protein of 513 amino acids. The record is from RefSeq and is a predicted model, not a curated record.
CUCGUGUUUCACAUUUACCUAUUUAUAUGGGUCUCCUAAAUUAUUGUUUUACAUAUAUAAAUAGCAACCUACUAUUAGAUCCCAUGCACGUCUUCUUCUUUGUGUAAUUUUGCUUACACACCCUUUUCAUAUUCAGUUCAAGACCCCAUAUUUAUCCUCUAUGGAGCAAAAUGGAUACUGAUCAUUUAUAUGGUCUCUUGUAUCCGUUGGAAAGAAUAAUUAUUCUGGGGCUUGAACUGUGAGGGGAAAAAUAUUUAUCAAGAUGACCUCGGUGGGUAACUAUACCACUGAUGGAACAAAUGGACAUUCCAAUAUCUUUCAGCAUAAAAAAUGUGAUGCCUAUUUACUUAUCCAUCUGGAAACAUUUCUUGGCGAAGGCUUUCGAACUUUCUUAUACUUUUUGGGUCUUGCCUAUUGUUUUAUUGGAUUGUCAGCUAUAACUGCUCGGUUUUUCCGGUCCAUGGAAAAUGUAGUUAUGCAUAGUCGAACUGUGGAGACGACAGAUCCUCUCACAAACACGAAAAUUGUCAAAAAUGAAAAGGUGUGGAAUUACACAAUUGCAGACAUCACUCUACUGGCAUUUGGGACUAGCUUUCCACAGAUCUCAUUAGCUACAAUUGAUGCAAUACGAAAUAUUGGAGAUAAAUAUGCUGGAGGUUUAGGUCCGGGAACCCUUGUUGGUUCUGCUGCUUUUGAUCUUUUUCCAAUACACGCUGUUUGCGUGAUGGUUCCUAAAGCUGGAGAAUUGAAGAAGAUAUCAGAUAUUGGAGUCUGGCUUGUUGAGCUCUUUUGGUCUUUUUGGGCCUACAUCUGGCUUUACAUAAUUUUAGAGGUGUGGACUCCAAAGGUUAUAACUCUGUGGGAGUCUAUCUUAACAGUGUUGCAAUUUGGGCUAUUGCUGAUACAUGCCUAUGCACAGGACAAGCGUUGGCCCUAUUUUUCCCUUCCUUUAGAAAGAGCUGAGAGGCCAGAGGAGUGGGUGCCUGCUGAGGUGGCUAAAUAUAGGCCUCUUGACAAGGUUCAUGUAACAGGUCAUUUUUAUCAAAAUUUAGCAGAUGAAGAUGUCACUGAAUCGUCCACGCUGCAUAGUGACAAUAUCAUUCCUGAAGAAUCUGAUAUUCUCUCAAUUUGGAAGCAUCAAUUUGUUGAUGCUCUCAUGUUGGAAAGUGCGGAAUCCAGAAAAUUGAAUAAUAUAUACCUAUGCCUUGCAAGAACUUCUUGGCGGUCACUUCUUCUUCCGUGGAAGCUUCUUUUCGCAUUUGUGCCACCAUAUCAGAUUGCCCAUGGGUGGAUUGCUUUCAUUUGCUCUUUGAUAUUCAUCAGCGGAAUAGCUUAUGUCGUGACGAAACUCACAGAUUUGAUAAGCUGUGUUACAGGAAUAAAUCCAUAUGUGAUUGCAUUCACGGCUUUGGCAAGCGGAACCUCAUGGCCUGAUCUCGUGGCCAGCAAAAUUGCUGCAGAACGACAGCUUACAGCCGACUCUGCCAUUGCUAACAUUACCUGCAGCAAUUCGGUGAACAUCUAUAUAGGCAUUGGCGUACCCUGGUUCAUUGAUACACUGUACAACUACAUUGCAUACAAGGAGCCACUGCGAAUAAACAAUGCAGAUGGACUAAGUUUCUCUUUGCUUGUUUUCUUCUCCACUUCUGUGGCCUGCAUCGGCGUUUUGGUGUUAAGGCGACUUACUAUCGGUGCUGAGCUUGGUGGGCCUAGACUUUGGGCCUGGGUGACUUGCAUAUACUUCAUGUUGUUGUGGCUUAUAUUUGUUGUGCUAUCUUCUCUCAGAGUUUCUGGGAUCAUAUAACUAUCUCAGUCCAAAUCAGUUUUGGUUUUAGUUCGUGGUCCCUCAUACAUAUAGUUAUGUACCCAUACACACUUGAGCACUUUGGAAAAGGGUAACUUUUUAUACUCAUUGUACAGAUCGAUGGAUAU